Molecule: messenger RNA, 772 nt
Organism: Mangifera indica (mango)
Lineage: Eukaryota; Viridiplantae; Streptophyta; Magnoliopsida; Sapindales; Anacardiaceae
Product: CASP-like protein 4A4
Exons: 3
Coding region: 56-664 (202 amino acids)
Source: RefSeq, a predicted model, not a curated record
UGGUUGCUUUGGAGCAGGUUGGAAGAGUCUUCAGUAGAAGAAAGUAGAAGUUUAAAUGAAAAUGAAAGAAGACACUGAUGUUUUGGUGGCUGCCUCUAGACCAAUGGCCAAUUUUUCUCCUGUAAUGACAAAUUCUGUAAGUCGGCAACCAUUUCCGACUCCAUCGCCAUUUUCUUUCUCAGUCGCUUCGACUGGGUGGAGCUCUAGGCCUUCUAUUCAUUACACAAAUCCUGGGCUCCGGUUCUUGGUGCUAUUGUUUUCCUUUGUCUCUGCUAUUACACUGGCGACUUCAUCAAAGACUAAAAACCAACCUCCUAGCUUCACUGCAUAUCCGGAGUUGAUGUACUGUUUCAUAGUACAGAUUCUGGCUUUCGUCUACACAUCUUUCCAACUUUUUAAAGGUAUUUGUGACAUUUUCCACAGAGGCUUUUUGAUACCAGACAUGAUCUCUGACUAUAUGAGCUUCAUCCUGGAUCAGUUGGUGGGUUACCUUAUCAUUUCAGCUUCCUCGGUAGCGAUACCAGUCAUUCUACAGAUUGAAAAAGACAAGCCACUGUGGACGGCGGCCAUAAUCUCCACUACCAUGUCCUUUGUAACUUUUCUUGUUAUGGGAACUUGUACCCUUCUAUCAGGCUACAAGCUUUGCAAGAGAAUCAUCUGGUAAUUCUUCAUUUUGCUUGUAUAAAGCAUUUAAAUUGUAAGCAGCUGUCCCCAACGGUGGUAAAGAAAGAAGAGAAUAACCAUGUUGCACAAAAGUUUCUACUUUUUCUAA